CUUUGAGUUUACCAGGUUUUCAGGUGUAAUGGAUGUGAAAUAUGAUUUCAAAUCAGAAGCAAAUCGUCCGAAAUGGGAAAGAUUUUUAAUUGAAGGACUCGAACGAAUAUUGUCAGAAAUACAUCCAACAUUGACGUUGACCGAAGCAGCUGCUCUCUACAUCCAAGAUUUGAUAUUAAGCAAAUGUCUUUAUCCUAUUUGUACAACUCCCUCCAACGACAUCGAAGUAAUCAAAGGUGUCAUUAUGAACAAAUUUCCCCCGCCACUGAACAACUGGGCGAUUACAGAAGCUCAGGAGUCUAUAGACAAGAGGCUGCAAAAGAAUGGAAAGGCCCUCACACAAGGAAAAAUUCAGUUUCUUGUACCUUACACACAGCUGCGCGCUCUUGUGUGCAAAGAGUUUUUCCAGAUGCCCAUUAAUGAGGUCAAUGAAGAUGUAAUGUGGCUCAUCGCUGGAUGUGUGGAAUUCCUCUGUGUAGACCUCUUUAGGUUAAUUGGAUCGUUCGUCAAAAACUUGAAAUGUGUCGAAGUCAAAGUUGAGGAUGUCAGAAAUGCUCUUUGCGCAGACAAGGUUUUGCUAGAAGUGCUCGAAAUUAGUCGUGAUGUCAAUGAAAGACCUGUGCUAGAUGAUGCGCAGCUAACAUCGGAAAUCGAAAAUUUAGACAAAGAUGCGAAAACAGAACGAUAUCAUCACAUAGUCAAACAUCUGAAGGCAGAAGAGCAACAGAAUCAGAGAAAUAUUCAGAUGAUCAUAUACGUAUUCAUUAGUCCAUUGGAAAAGCUAGAAAAUGGUCCUAAGGAGAAAUUUGACGAAAUCUUCCACACAAUUCACUCACUUCACGAAAUAUCCAAUCAAUUCUUGCCGAAAUUAGAAGAAACUUUAGAAUUCUACGGAAAUGAAACUCCGCUGGUCGGGGAUGCGUUUCUCGAGUUUGCAGAACUCAUGUCUUUAGGACCCUACGUUAGUUUCGCACACAAUAUAGCAGAUGAUCAGGUGGAAUACAUGGCCAAGUAUAACGAAUUCCUGUCGAACAAAGCCAUACAAGCCUAUUUUGAGAGGACAAAAAAAGAAUUGGGCUACAGUGCAUCGGAAUUGUACAAAUAUGUGCUCCCGAGGCUUAUGUACAAUUUAGUAUCACAUGCAGCUACGCAUUUUGAACGCCUCAAUGCUCUCCUCAUUACAAGUCCAGAAAAGAAAGACCGAUAUGAGCUGAGUCAAGCUUUGAGCUGUCUGAAGCCAUAUCUGAAUGAACUGAAACAGAUGUCUGAAUAUUUGCCCAAACGAGAAGUCUACUUUCGCUUCGUGCCCAAACCCAUCAACGGGGAGGCGAUCGAGCGGGUAGACGAGUUGAUCCGAAAUCUGAUGGGCAUAGAUGAAGAGACGAGGAGCAGAAUGUUUAAAUCGGGAGGCGAAAUUAUUAUGGAGGGCGAAUGGCAUCGCGUGUGCGGAACAGACAAGAAAUCCCGCCUGGUGUUUCUUCUGGACGGAUUUAUUCUGUGUUGUCGAAGGAAGGGAAACCAGUACAGAGUGAAAGAGUGGUUCCGGAUGCGCGAGAUUGAAAUCCUAGACCACAAAGAACACCCAAGUUCAACGACCCAGUCUGAAGCCAGUUCUGGUGCAGCGGCGGAUUCUAGUCAGCAUCAUUCGAUGACCUUCCAGAUCAAUGUUAUAGACUCCUCGGCGCCAUCAUCGUCGACCCACUCCCCACCAUUAGUGUUUCACCACCAUCAUUCGAAGUCCUCACACGAGGCAUUUGUCUAUUCGUGUGACAACCUUACGGAAAAGCAAGACUGGAUGGUUGCAAUGCUGUCAGUCCACUCUAGAGGAACAUUGGAGCGAAUCUUGGACAAGUAUAUCGCUGAAGAGGAGCGAAAACAGCCUUUGCGAGUCCCAGCUCCGGAUAAGUACUGUUUCGCAGAACCAGACAAGCGAGAAGGAGACGUGAACAUCAUCACCGAUUCUAAGUCAGGAGUGUCCAAGGUGAAAGAGGCAACGUUGCCAAAACUAGUCGAACGGCUGACUUUCCACUUGCACGCAGACCACGCUUAUAUCGAAGAUUUCUUCACAACCUACAGGUCCUUCUGUGAGCCGACAGAUCUGUUCAAUCUGCUCAAGAUCAGGUUUAACAUUCCGGACAUUGAGCCCACAGAGGAGGAGAAACAGACAUAUACUACGAUGGAGCCGCCCAGUGUAAGGAAGUUCAAGAAGGAGUACGCUCAUCCAGUUCAGUCUAGAGUUCUGAAUGUGAUGCGGUAUUGGAUCAACAACCACUACGAAGACUUCAAAAAGGAUCCCGCGCUCCUAGGAUUAGUUCACAACUUCAUCCAGGAAGUGUCAGAGAACAAGAAGUGGAAGAACUACUGUGCCAGUAUACGGAAGCUCCUCAACAACCAGGCGGAGGACGUGAAAAAGAAGCCGGAAAUAGUGCGCAAUGAGAAUGCGCCCAGGGUGGAGUGGCACUUAGCGACUCCUAUGGAUCCCAGCACAUUCAAUUUAAUUACGCUGCACCCUCUGGAGAUAGCGCGUCAGAUCACCUUGAUAGAGUCGGAGAUGUUCCGCAAUGUUACCCUGAGUGAGCUGACCAACUUCGGCUGUUGCUCCUCUAAGGACAGAGACCAGAAGCGACGAAUGUUCCCCAAUGUGGUAGCAUGGCAGAAUUUCAACAAUAAGAUCAGCUACUGGCUCACGUUCAGUAUCCUGGACACGCCUGCUUUGGAGGAGAGACUGGCUCUGCUGGUUAGGGGUUGGGAGAUCGCACAGGCGCUGGAGGAACUCAACAACUUCUCGGGAGUGCUGCACGUCAUAUCGGGAUUGAACUACUCGGCUGUCAGUCGACUCAAACUCACACACGAGAAACUUCCAAAAGAGACGAAAGACAUCAAACACGGUCUGAUUUCGAAGUACAUCGACAGCAAUCUCAAGUUUUACAAGGACGCUCUGAAGAAGACAAAUCCACCACUCGUGCCUUAUUUAGGAAAUACCUUUACAAAUGUUCUUCAUAUCGAAGACUCAGCUAAGACUCAUACUAGCAACACAUUGAUCAACUUCUCCAAAUGUCGGCUCAUUUCAACACAGUGCAGGGCAAUUAUGAUGUACCAGCCGAUGCCGUACAACCUGAAACCAAUGGAAUCAAUCCAGGCAUACCUCCAGAGUCAAGACCCAGUGGGAUCUCACACAGAAGGAGAAUGGGCGGACAAAUUGUACGACAUGUCUCUGCAGUUGGAGCCCAGGGAUUCGAACUUCAGUCUUAAGCAGCCUUCUUCGAAAGUGGACAAGAAGUACCUCAACGUAUCUCUGAAGAGUCCAGGCAUCAAGCCCUCUCCAGGGUCAAAAAUGGUGUCAAAAUUGAGUCAGAGCAAGACCAGCAUGUCCGGUGACUCAAUCGGCGAGUCUAAAAUUACCACCUACGCCAGACCAAGUGCACCCAACUCAUCCACUGCAUCCACUAGGGCCAGAAGCUCGCUCUCAAACAGCAAUAACAGUGACUCGACUAGUCCACUGGCGCCUAGCACUCCGAAGUCUCUGCUACCCGAGCGAUACCCCUUCCAGAGUCCACUGCACGGUCAAGGACAGUUUGCUACGAUAGCAUCGCCUGUGGAUCUUGAGCAGAGUUAUAAACAGCACAUAAUGCACCAAAACAUCAAGCACUCUGGUACCACUUCCCGCAGACACAGAACGCCCUCGGGCAGCAGCCAGGUCUCCCUCCAGUCCAAGCACUCCCUCUCCAGUGCCUUCCAGUUUCCGCCGGCAAGUUCCAUGUAUUCUUCACAGUCGACAGUGGGCAUGGGACAAGGAGUAGGGAGCUUAAUAUCAGGCAACCACAGGUUUUCAACAUCGAUGUCACCGGACAAUAUGAAGAGAUCCCGCAUCGGAAGUGGUUCCAUAUCCUCAAUGUCUUCGCCCAAGUCCUCCCUUAGUUCAAUUGGAAGUACUAGUACUCUAGUAAGUGAAAUGGGAGGCAGCAGUGUAAUUGGGCUGUCUUCCAUGAGUCUGUCUCGUAUGGGGGGAAGCGGAGGGGGAGGGUCCCAACAUUCGCCUGCCUCAGAUACCACCCCGCCUAACUCAUCUGGAUACAACAAGAUGAACAGCCAACAGCACUUCGCCUUCAACAAUGCAGCCAGUGCAGCAAUCUAUAACCAGCCGGGAAAUUUGAGCAAUCACACCUCCGGAAGUCAACAGUUCUCGCCUUCAUCGGCAGAUUCGGGAAACUUUUCCUAUUCGAUGCCUAGUCCCGCAAUUCCCAACAGACCCCCUCCAGUGCCACCCAGGCACCCCCUAGACUUCUCACCCGAUCAGAUGACUCCAACCAGGUCAAACAGCAAUGAUUACGCACCCACGCCCCCUCCGAAAGGGGGAGGGGUGUCACCUCCUGAAAAGAUACCGCCUCGCACACCUCUGAAUAACAAGUGCUUCACGCCUCCGUCUUCAGCAAUGUCCCGAGUGGGAUCAACAGACAGCAAGAAAUUUCACUUUACCAACGAACACUCUUCUAUGAAUGAGAACAACAAUUCAAUAGACAGCAUGUCAAGGCGAUCUAUGUGCAUUGAGUCUCUCAGCAGUCCAGAUGUGAUGGAGGAAAAAGAAAAGACGCAAAAGAACCGCAACUCCAAACCACCAAUGCCUCCUCCGAGAAUCACCCACCGGCGAUCGGACCUCGGAUCCGUGUCAUCUACAGCGACGGUGGAAACAUUGGGCAAUAACACGACGACCCCGCCACCAGAAAUACCAGCGAAAACUUACAAAUUCCCAGCCAUGCCUGCCUCUUAAUUUGAAUUAAACUUAUAGACAUAUAUAUUUCCAUUCUAUUUCCUAAAAUAAAGUUUGAUCUAAUUCGUGUUAGCGCAUUUGUUUUACUGUUCAUAAUAUCCAUAAGUCUAAUUUCUUGUAAUUUACCGAUGUAGUGAAUUGUGAUUGAAUUUUAUACUGUAAAUCAAAGCGGAGAUCGAGUGCAACCAAUGAGCGGUGAACCAAAUGAAUCAACAAACUCCAUUGGGUUACCUAGUUUUGGAGCGAUUUCAAACUCCUUGUGGAUUGUUGAACUCAACGCAUAAACUUAAUAUUUUCUGAUAGUUUAAUUUGUUCAGUGGGAGAAUUGAUAAGUUAGACUGUGAGUUUUGACUGGUGCUAUAGCUUGUUCGCUCUUUUUAAGUGACAUUUAAAUCAAGC
Symsagittifera roscoffensis is the source of this 5167-nucleotide messenger RNA. Its product is annotated as son of sevenless homolog 1-like. Gene Ontology annotation, molecular function: protein heterodimerization activity; guanyl-nucleotide exchange factor activity. Gene Ontology annotation, cellular component: plasma membrane. The record is from RefSeq and is a predicted model, not a curated record. Gene Ontology annotation, biological process: Ras protein signal transduction; positive regulation of GTPase activity. The coding region runs from base 29 to 4768 and encodes 1579 amino acids. Lineage: Eukaryota; Metazoa; Xenacoelomorpha; Acoela; Convolutidae. The transcript is spliced from 24 exons.